AUGAAUGAGAUCAAGCUACCUGAAGAAGAGCCAUCCUUGGUUCAAAAGAUGGUUGAAUAUUUGUACACCUCUAACUACAUCAUGGAUGGUCGUUCUUCGGUGCCUGACGGCACUGACUCUAGUGAGAAUCCACUGGCCGUGUUUGAUGACUUAUCCUUCCAUAUUUCGAUGUACUCUCUUGCGGAUCGAAUGUUUAUCUCAGGCUUAAAGGCUUUGUCAAGUCAAAAGACUGAAAAGGAGUUUCUUGAACGGCUAGACGCGAGCUCAUUUCCGCGCGCUAUCAAGGAGAUGUAUACUUCCACCCCUGAACAUGUUCAAGGUCUACGGAAAAUUGCGGUGAAAGUGACUAUGGACCACCUGAAGAUGUUGAGGAGCCGAGAUGAAGGCAUCACAAAGAUUUUCAAGAAUAGCUUGCUGCAAUCUGUUCCACAAUUUUGCUUUGACUUGCUCGUGGCGUUGAUGGAUAAGACGUUUAAGUGUUUUUGCAAUACGAUAGAAUUCCACUAA
Messenger RNA from Penicillium salamii, 507 nucleotides. Lineage: Eukaryota; Fungi; Ascomycota; Eurotiomycetes; Eurotiales; Aspergillaceae. The record is from the annotation of a GenBank genome assembly.